AUGCCAGCUUCCUCAAUACCAUUGUUGUACCGUUGCCUACUGCUUGUACCAUGCCUUCUGCUCUUGGAAGAAGCACAUGCGGCGCACCAAGGAGGGGUCUCACUGAGGUCUCAACACAUGGCCCUUCUUCACUGGAAAUCUACACUUGGAAGCCCACCGCUGCAGAUGAGCUCUUGGCAGGAAAACACCAGCCCCUGCAACUGGACGGGCAUCAUGUGCACUGCUGUCCACCAUGGCCGCCGCAGGCCCUCGGUGGUAACCAACAUCUCCCUGCCGGGUGCUGCCAUCCGUGGCCAGCUUGGUGAGCUCAACUUCUCGGCUCUUCCAUUCCUCACAUAUAUUGACCUCAGCAAUAAUAGUCUCUAUGGUGCACUGCCCGCUAUUAUCAGGCACCUAUUAGCACUAUCAGAACUUGAACUUUACUACAACCAGAUCACGGGGAGAAUUCCUUAUGAGAUUGGUGACCUGCAAAGUCUCAGAUGGAUUGAUCUCUCAUUUAACAGACUCACAGGACAUAUCCCUCCGUCUCUGGGUAACCUAACAAAGUUAAUUGGUCUUUCCAUUCACCAAAACAUGGUAUCAGGUCCCAUUCCUGAGGAGAUUGGAAGGCUUGACAACCUACAACUUCUACAGCUAAGCAAUAGCACCUUAAGCGGCAUGAUACCAAAAAUCCUUGGAAAUCUGACACAACUAAAAUCUUUGUUUCUCUAUGGUAAUCAACUUUCAGGGACUAUACCCCAAGAACUAGGCAGGCUAGUCCAUCUGCAAAGUCUUGAGCUUAGUAUAAAUGAUUUAUCAGGUUCAAUUCCGAUCUCCAUAACCAAUCUCACUAAGAUGAGCGUACUUAGUCUCCGUGAAAAUCCACUGACGGGUUCAAUACCCUCACAACUAGGCAAUCUCGCUAUGCUAAACAUACUUGAUCUCUGCAAAAGUGAAAUAACCGGUUCAAUACCCCCAGAAUUGGGGAACCUCAGUAUGUUGAACUCACUUGCUCUCUAUACAAAUCAAAUCAGAGGUCCAAUACCUUUAGAACUGGGUCUCCUGCAGAAUCUCCAGACGUUACAAUUAGAUGACAACCAAAUAUCUGGUUCUAUUCCUGGCAUCUUAGGAAAUAUGACUAAGCUAGUAGACCUGACCCUAUCUGUAAAUCAGAUAACCGGUUCCAUCCCCCAAGAAAUUGGCAAUCUAAUGAACCUCGAGUAUUUAGCCUUUUUCCAGAACCAAAUUUCGGGAUCAAUACCUAAAACGUUUGGGAAGUUGCAAAGUGUCCAAAUAAUGCAAGUCUUUGAUAACAAAUUAUCAGGUUCCCUUCCACAAGAAUUUGGAGAUCUCACCAGCCUUGUUGAACUUGCACUUACUAACAACUCACUUUCAGGACAUUUACCCGCAAAUAUAUGUUUAGGUGGCAGACUGAAAUAUCUCUAUGCCUCUUCUAAUAUGUUUAGUGGCCUCAUUCCAAGGAGUUUAAAGACAUGUACAAGUUUGGUUAAAAUUGUCCUUCACUCGAACAAACUAACAAGAGAUAUAUCUCAGCAUUUCGGUCUGUACCCACAACUCAUAGGGAUGAGCUUAUCAUCAAAUAGACUCACUGGUCAGAUCUCGUCAAAUCUAUGUGAAUGCACCAAACUAAUAGUACUACGUCUAGCACAAAAUAUGAUCAUGGGUUCCAUACCUCCAACCCUUUCUAAAUUGUCCAAUCUAGUUGUACUAUGGCUCGAUUCUAAUCGUCUCAGCAGUGAGAUUCCACCAGAAAUCUUCACUUUGCCACACCUAUAUAGCCUCAACUUGUCAUCGAAUCAAUUAUCUGGAUCCAUACCUACACAGAUAAUAAACCUAAGCAACCUAGGAUACCUUGAUAUAUCUGGGAACAGACUGAGUGGAUUAAUACCUGAGGAAGUAGGGGCCUGCACGAAACUACAAUCCUUGAAGAUCAACAACAACAACUUUAGUGGAAGUUUGCCCAAUAUCAUUGGAAAUUUAGCAGAAUUGCAAAUCAUGUUAGAUGUGAGCAACAAUAGCCUCAGUGGUGUAUUGCCGCAGCAACUUGGGAAGUUGCAGAUGCUACAACUUCUGAAUUUAUCACAUAAUCAGUUCAGUGGCAGCAUUCCAUCCUCCUUUACAAGCAUGGUCAGCCUUUCAACACUUGAUGUGUCCUACAAUGAGUUGGAAGGGCGGGUCCCAACAACACAGCUACUCCAAAAUGCUUCAGCAAGUUGGUUUCUUCCCAAUAAAGGUCUGUGUGGCAACCUCUCUGGCCUGCCACCUUGUUAUUCAACCCCAGUAGCUGCUCACAAAAAGGGGAAGGUACUUGGUUUGCUUUUGCCACUUGUUCUUGUGAUGGGUUCCUUCAUUAUUGCUACAAUUGUUGUCAUAAUAAUACUUACUCGUAAGAAGAGAAAUCCACAAGAAAGUGUUACUGCUGAAGCAAGGGACCUAUUCUCUGUUUGGAAUUUCGAUGGAAGAUUAGCAUUUGACGAUAUUGUAAGGGCAACAGAAGACUUUGAUGAUAAGUACAUCACCGGAACAGGAGGAUACGGCAAAGUCUACAAGGCACAACUCCAAGACGGGCAGCUGGUUGCUGUGAAGAGGCUUCAUCAGACCGAAGAAGAGUUGGAUGACGAAAGAAGAUUUCAUAGUGAAAUGGAAAUCUUAUCACAAAUCCGACAGCGAAGCAUCGUCAAAAUGUAUGGAUUCUGCUCCCAUCCAGCAUAUAAAUUUCUUGUCUACGACUACAUUCAGCAGGGCAGCCUCCACAAGAUACUGGAAAAUGAGGAGCUAGCAAAGGAAUUGGAUUGGCAGAAGAGAAUUGCUCUUCCAAAUGAUGUGGCUCAAGCAAUAUCUUAUUUGCACCACGAAUGCAGUCCGCCUAUAAUCCAUCGAGAUAUCACGAGUAACAACAUCUUACUUGAUACAACCUUCAAGGCUUUCGUCUCGGAUUUCGGCACAGCAAGGAUUCUUAAGCCUGAUUCAUCAAACUGGAGUGCACUAGCAGGAACGUAUGGCUACAUAGCUCCUGAACUGUCGUACACAUCUGUUGUGACAGAGAAAUGUGAUGUCUAUAGCUUUGGCGUUGUUGUGCUAGAGCUACUGAUGGGGAAGCAUCCAAGGGAUCUAUUAGACGGUACUUUGUUAAAUGGAGAACUGACUAUACUGGUGCAAGAUAUUCUGGACCAACGGGUGACAACACCAACAACAACAGAAGAGAAGAGCUUAUGUCUGCUCAUUAAGCUGGCUUUUUCUUGCUUGGAAUCUUCUCCACAAGCAAGGCCAACCAUGAGGGAGGCAUACCAAACGCUCAUCCAGCGACCCUCUUCUAGUUCAUGUCCUGUGCCUUUCAACGCACUUACAUUACAGCAAGCAAGGGAUGCAUAUUAAUAUAUGAUCCAAAAUCUAGUGAGAAGCAAGGAUCUAUCGAAGUGGAGGCCGAUUUAGGUUUCAGCUUUUGAGUCGA
This is a messenger RNA of Triticum dicoccoides, 3451 nucleotides long. RefSeq names its product probable leucine-rich repeat receptor-like protein kinase At1g35710. The coding region runs from base 1 to 3375 and encodes 1124 amino acids. Gene Ontology annotation, biological process: protein phosphorylation. NCBI's taxonomy places the organism in Eukaryota, Viridiplantae, Streptophyta, Magnoliopsida, Poales, Poaceae. The record is from RefSeq and is a predicted model, not a curated record. The transcript has 2 exons. Gene Ontology annotation, molecular function: protein kinase activity; ATP binding; protein binding.